This is a messenger RNA of Hypoxylon trugodes, 1982 nucleotides long. RefSeq names its product chromate transporter-domain-containing protein. The coding region runs from base 386 to 1894 and encodes 502 amino acids. The transcript has 4 exons. Gene Ontology annotation, molecular function: chromate transmembrane transporter activity. NCBI's taxonomy places the organism in Eukaryota, Fungi, Ascomycota, Sordariomycetes, Xylariales, Hypoxylaceae. Gene Ontology annotation, biological process: chromate transport. The record is from RefSeq and is a predicted model, not a curated record.
CGUCCGAUGUUGCGCGAUCUUCGUAAAACGAGAUUUACGAUUGAUAAGGGACGAAGUUACCAUACUCUCGGGUCGUUUGUAUGCAUCUUCACGGCGUCCAACAGACUGAUACUUCGAUGAAGUUUCUCUCUUUAUUAAGUCUAGCGCCAACAACUAGACAGGGGCCGUUGUAACGCACCAAUCGAACUCGAUCCUAUCCAGAUCGAGGGCUUAGUGCAUGCUGCAUCUGCAGGUGGAUGCUUUGGUGAUGGCGUGAUGCGAGAGGCAUAUCGCGUGCUAACAUCGCAGUUCGAGCGAUCAGAAAUUGUACUACACGAAAACUACAACCUUUAAAUCUUGUUUAUGAGAUAUACACGGCAUGAUGAAUGUGUGCUAACCUACGAACAUGACGGUCAACAACUGGGAACACACUGCGCACGAAGCCGCGCGACGGGCUAUGGAUACGCUGCUAGUGAACUGGCAUCUAGGGCUGACGGCUUUCGGUGGUCCACCCGUUCAUUUUAAGAUUUUUCAUGAUAAAUUCGUUUUGAAGCUCAAAUGGAUUAAUGAGCAGAUGUAUCAGGAACUCUUUGGCGUCUCGCAGGCCUUGUCUGGCCCCGCGAGUACUAAGAUGUUGUACUGUAUAAAUCUCAUCCAUAAUGGUUUGCUUGGGGCUAUCCUCGGUUUCUUCCUUUGGAGUCUCCCAGGGGCACUAGGCAUGCUGGGCUUGUCUAUCGGUGCAUCAAACAUCGGAGACUCUUUACCUCGUCCAGUAUACGCUUUGCUUUCGGGACUCAAUGCUGCCACGGUGGGAAUCAUUGCGCUAGCGGCAGUUGAGUUGUCGAACAAAGCAAUAACGGACAAGCUCAUGCGAUUUCUUGUCUUCUUGGUUGCGGCCGCCGGGUUGCUUUAUAAUGCCUUAUGGUACUUUCCAGUUCUUAUGUUUGGCGCCGGUUGCGCUGCUAUUGUUUACGAUUACCGUUGGAUCCAUCGGACUGUCCGAACUAUUGGGAGGAGACUUCAGCGGGGAAGCCCAAUAUCGACUGGAGAGCGGCACAUGACAGAGCAGCAGUCUGUUCUAGCUUCAAUUUCGUCUUUGAACUCGGCUGUCAAUGGAAGCAGGCAUCGUAGAGAAAUAGUCGCAUCGGAUGUGACUCUAGAAACGCACCCGGCGAGCCUGUCACUUGAGCCCGGACCUCGCAUCAUUCCGGAAGAAUAUCGUCUAGACUUCUCAUGGAAAGUUGGAGCUGCCGUCAUCGCCAUAUUCUUCGCCACAUUUCUCGUAGUCAUAGUUCUACGAGGAACCCUAACCCAUCCACCCCUCCUCUACAAACUCUUCGCUAACCUAUACCUCGCCGGCACUAUAAUCUUCGGCGGCGGGCCGGUCGUGAUCCCCUUGCUCCGAGAGUACGUCGUGGCUGAGGGGUGGGUCACUCCGCGCGACUUUCUGAUCGGGCUGGGUGUUGCACAAGCCUUUCCCGGCCCGAAUUUCAAUUUUGCCGUUUUUCUAGGCGGCCUGACUGCCGUUCAUGGGGGAUAUUCCUAUGUCGCCGGUGCAACUAUCGCGUUUUUGGGUAUCUUCUUUCCCGGCAUGGUUCUUGUGCACGGGACAAUGGGAGUAUGGGGAGGCUUGCGGAGUAGGCGUUGGGUGAAGUCGGGAGUGAGAGGCGUUAAUGCUGGGGCUGUUGGGUUAGUAUUCACGGCUGUGUACCGGAUCUGGCAAGUUGGAUAUAUAGACAAAAGUUUUCAGUCUGGGAGAAGUCUGGGAGAUGAUCCGUGGUGGGUAGUCGUAACUGCAACUGCUUAUGUAGGAGGUAAAUACUUCGGCGUCGAAGCUCCGUUAGCUAUCGUUCUUGGGGCUGUUUUGGGCUUGGUUAGAUAUGGAGUUGUGGUUGGUCAUUACUAUGCCUCUUAGGUGGACUAGCUUAGAAACCGUAUAUCCCAAUGCUAUUAGUUCAGAAUCUAGCUCAAAUACAACUUGAACUUGGUGAGUUGUUGAUGAG